Anthostomella pinea is the source of this 987-nucleotide messenger RNA. NCBI's taxonomy places the organism in Eukaryota, Fungi, Ascomycota, Sordariomycetes, Xylariales, Xylariaceae. The record is from the annotation of a GenBank genome assembly.
AUGCAUUCUGCUUUGGACACCGACACCUUGCACAUUAACUACCAUUCUUCCCCUUUGCCAUCACACAUACUCGCCUCCGUGGCGAACCAAGACCCCGAUGUGGGAGACCGAGCUCGCUACACCAUCAAGAGCAUUGACUGGUCUCAUGUAACAGGACCAGAAGAAGUGCGCCCGCUUGUGCGCUCGCUUUGCGAAGGCGGUUUACGAGUCGCGACAACCCUGCUCAACAAAUCUGCGAAAGAGUUGAUCGAUGAGAAAGUCAGGGGGGUGAGGGAACUCAUCGAGGACAGAACCGAAGGCAAGUUGCCAAACGAGGAGACCCGGAAUCAUAAGGUCUAUCUCAAUAUACAGUCGGAGAAUAUCCCACCUCAAGAAACCCCUCGAGAGCUCACCCUAUUGCUCUCGAAACCAUACUUGGAUGUUGUCCCCUGGGACCAAAACUUCGGGUGCAAAGAGCUGGAAGUAGAGAAACGUGCCGGCUUGCUAGUAAGCAAUUACCAUGAAGCCCCGGGCAGCCUACCACGACAUCGUGUUGAGGAAUUAAAACGAUUGUGCGAAUUCUGGCUGGGCGUCUCCUUUCUAUACGCAGCUGUGCCAGCCAUCAUAUACCAACGGCUUGGACUGUGUAUUGACGAUUUCGAUCGCCUCGAGAAAAACGAACAUAUAGCUAUUUUCAACUUUGGGACAUCAAUCGGAGAAAACAUAUUUGGAGGUCGCCUGGAGUUCUGUAACUAUUUGACACUCCCUAUAUAUUUGACGUAUGUGAAGCUUCUCCAAGAGCUCAACGCUUACAGACAACCCGACGAAUGGAUCAAGGCGCUGGUAUUCCACGAAGAGCUCAAAGCUCCCAAUUUCGAGGAUGGUAUCCUGUGGACCGAGCUGAAGGCGAACAGGAACCUAGGUUUCCUGUCCAUUCCCACCGUGCCUGGAGUUCAAGAUCUCUCAAAACCUCCUCCACAUUCGGCUGGAAAAACCCUGGUCUUUUAG